This is a messenger RNA of Aspergillus pseudoviridinutans, 507 nucleotides long. RefSeq lists its product as uncharacterized. Bases 1 to 507 code for a protein of 168 amino acids. The transcript has a single exon. The record is from RefSeq and is a predicted model, not a curated record. Lineage: Eukaryota; Fungi; Ascomycota; Eurotiomycetes; Eurotiales; Aspergillaceae.
AUGAGCCCCGUCCGGCGGUACACAACCGUCUCCAUCCCUGCCUCCUACGGCCGGCUCGACGACGGCCCAUCCCCAGGCACCGUAGCGGGCAUCGUCCUAGGCAGCGUCGCAGGGUUCAUCUUCCUCCUCUACCUAGCCUACUUAGGCCUCGGACUCAACAACAAACCAAACCCCGACGACGUGGAAGUCAGCACGGUGACGACGGAGUCCGCGCUAUCGAGGCGGGUGCGCCGGGCGCGCCGCGGCGGCAGCGGCGGGGGACGAGUCGAGGUGGUCGAGGAGCGGCGCAGACGGCAUCCCGACGAUCAUAUUGUGGUGGAGGAGUCGGUGACGUCUGCGUCGAGGACGGAUGAGGGGGAUGUGGUGGAGGUUUUGGAGGAGCAUUCGUCGAUUGAUGGGCCGGUGGCGCCGCCGCGGUCGAGGUCGAGGAGGAGUCGGGUGUCGGGGUCUUAUCGGACUGUUGAUCCGUAUGAGUAUGGGGGUGGGAGUUCGUAUGAUGGGCGGUGA